GUCUCGGCAAAUCCCGCGAGUGCACGUGUUGUUUACCUUCCAGCAGAAGCUUUGGAAAACAGGAAAAAGCAAUGGAAAUGCUUCAAGAGGACCUCGUGGGCAGUGACAGAGUGGACAGGGACUUCCUCUACACGGGCAUUCCAGAGGAGAUGAUCAGGAAGUUUCUGGAAAACCACAAACGCAGCGGCGCCACAGAAGAGCUUAAGGAGUUUGAGAAGAUUCUUCAGGACAGUCCUGAGAAUCUCAUUGAAGCACUGAGCAAUUUUAAUCCCACCACGUUCAACGGCUACCUGAAUCUCUUGCAAGCAUCCGUGGUUGUGUUCCUCACCCAGAAUCCCUCGGUGUUCUGCUCCAUGAAGAUUGCUCAGCUUCGGUGUCAUUUGUGCAGAAUCAUGGUCAGCGAUUGGGUGGAUAAUCCCGUUCAGGUUCACCUGGCUGUGGAGAAGAUCCUGGAGGGCCUGAGAUCUGUCCACAACACGGAUCUCUUGAAUGUUGCACACAUUUGCUGGCAAUUGUGUGGCAUCAACGAUUUCCUCUUCAUUGUGGCUUUGUCACUGGCUUGGGAGGCUUUUGAGCAAUUCCUGGACAAAGACAGAAUGCCAGCGGAGGAAAUUUAUCGCCCACAGCACUUGAGUGUCCUCAUUGAGCGCCUCCAGGGAAUCAACAUGGUUGAUUAUCAGACAGAUCUCUUGAAGUUCUUCGUCCUGCUGAAGAUUGUGUCGCUAAUCCUCCGCCUGAUGCUGCCCAGAGUGCCGCCCAGGAAGUUCUCUAUCCUUUACGCCAAGGAGAUGAAAGUCGUGAGCAUGGAGAAACUGAGGGAACUUAAUGAUUGGUGCCAUAAGGCGCAGAAGAUUCUCCGGAUUCCCGGAUCGCCGACAAUAGAGAAGAUAAAGAUUCGUGAAGUGAUGGAAUUCGAGAUAUUCACUGCCCUCGAUCAGCAAUUGGAACAACAAUCGCCGCUCUUGUAGAGCAUUUCGCCCCAGGAAAAAUGGUAAGUUUUGAGCCACAUUGAAUGGAUUGAGAUUUAUAUAUAGUAGUUUAUUGUGAUGAGGAAAAGAUCCUUGCAACUUUCUCUAUUUAUAUUGGAUUGUACUUCCUAUCAAUUUCAAUACAAUCAUAAAAUUAUGUUAAUAAUAAGUGAUAUUCAAUAAGUAAUUUUUGGCUAGUUUUCUCAUCUCAUCUCAAAUAUAAUUCUCUCAUAAUAAUUUAUUAAUAAUAUAUAUAUAUAAUUCACAUAGAAAUUUCAUAAUUAAAAUUCAGAUUUCCUUUGACAUAAGUUUAGAAGUUGAUUCCUUAACUUUGGACUCAUAAAAUGCACGCUCUAAAAUGGUUUUCUCAUCAUAAUUUUUCAUUUUAUUCUUUUUUACGCAAAAAAUCCGAAAGAUCCUAACAAUGAUUUACUCGUGGGGAGAUUUUUUUCUCUCUUUUUUUUUUACUUUGAAGAGGGUCGCAAUAAUGUUCUACAGUACAAACAAAUAUUUUUCUCUCUUUUUUUUUCUUGCAUAAUUCAGAGUGAUUCUCAUCUCCUUAAAU
This is a messenger RNA of Phlebotomus argentipes, 1533 nucleotides long. RefSeq lists its product as uncharacterized. NCBI's taxonomy places the organism in Eukaryota, Metazoa, Arthropoda, Insecta, Diptera, Psychodidae. The transcript has 3 exons. The record is from RefSeq and is a predicted model, not a curated record. Bases 72 to 968 code for a protein of 298 amino acids.